Actinia tenebrosa (Australian red waratah sea anemone) is the source of this 2720-nucleotide messenger RNA. RefSeq names its product nicastrin. The record is from RefSeq and is a predicted model, not a curated record. Gene Ontology annotation, cellular component: plasma membrane. NCBI's taxonomy places the organism in Eukaryota, Metazoa, Cnidaria, Anthozoa, Actiniaria, Actiniidae. Gene Ontology annotation, biological process: protein processing.
AUGAUUUUGUUUGCUUGUUUUUCAGCAUCUAUGGGAGGUCAUGUUGGUGUAGUACAUUUGAUACAAUCACAAGAUGACAUUGAUUGGCUGAUAAAAUAUGGAGACCAUUCACCAUAUAUACCUUUAUUUACAUCUACAAUGUUUAAUGAUACAACCCUCAAAGUUCUGGUAGACAAAGAGUUGAUUAAUGGUGCUAUGGUUAUUUUUGCUGGCCAGCAUGGACAUGCACCUAUAGAUGGUUUUUCUCCAGAUGUUGAUUGUCCUAAUGAUAGAUAUGGAAUGUAUUCUGAUUCUAGUUACGGCUCUUGUAAAAAAGUCAAGUGGAACAAAAAGGGAAACGGCAUGUCCUUCAUUUCUUAUGGUAUACCAGUCUUUGCUUUGUAUGAUAAAGAUGAAGUCAAUGAGCUGAUAAAGUGCUUUAAUGAUAAUAAUAAUCCAGUCAAUGGUAGCAAGCCAGACUUCCCCCUGUGUGGAGUAGAGCUCAAGGAUUUCAUGUUCGCAGCGAAAGACACUCCUACGUGCAUGAGGAAGUCUCAGAUGCCAAGCCCUACACAAAACCAAUUCUGUGAUCCUCUUGGUGAUUAUAAUGUCUGGGGUACUCUCUACCCCAUGAUGGAGAAACCCAACAAGAGUGACAUAGUAGUAGCAGCAGCAAAGCUUGACUCUAGCUCUUUCUUCCACGACAUGGUCCACGGUGCGGAGAAUGAUGCUUCUGGUGUCAUUGCUCUUCUAGCUGCUGCUAGUGCGCUCGGUGAAAUGAAGAGAAAGAAGUCACUUCCUCCUCCUGCGAAGCCCAUCAUGUUUACUUUAUUCCAAGGGGAAAGCUGGGAUUACAUUGGUUCAUCAAGAAUGGUCUACGAUAUGGAGAACAAAGCAUUUCCUCCAAACACUUGGAAAGUCAAUGUCACUGGCAAAAUGGAAGACCUGAAUAUAAGUACCUCAGAUAUUGGGUAUAUUCUUGAGCUUAAUCAAGUUGGUCUGGGGACAAACUCAUUAUUAUGGGCACAUUCAGAUCCCAUCACAAGAGCAGACAAAGGAGUAGACUCUGAGAUUGACAAAAUGUUCCAAAUACUCCAAAAGGCCAGCAAGAAAGCAAAUAUGUCCGUGGAGAAACCACCCAAAGACCAGCCCCUCCCGCCAGCAUCUUUACAACAGUUCCUCAAGUCCAACAAAGAAAUACCAGGAAUAGUACUAACAGACCACAAGGCUGAAUUUCUCAACAAGUAUUAUAACAGUCGUUUUGACGAUGCUUUAUAUGUCCAGGGGAACUUUUCUAGGAUUGAAAACUCUAGCAAAAUCUUCUUGCACAAUAAAUUCACAGAGAGAUUAACAGACGUAGCUACAACUGUAGCCAAUGCUCUUUAUACACUGGCAAAUGACGGGAAGGCACCAAAGAAGCCACUCAAGGCUGACGAAGACAUUGUUGGUCAUCUUGUGUACUGCUCUUUCUACAGAACAGAUUGUAGUUUGUUCAAAAGUGUGUUCACCAGCAGUAUCGGGGCAAAGUUGCCGGCAUCACCAUUAUCACGAUACGUCAGCGUCAACACAGCCAACAAUACCCUCACGUUUAUCACCCACAACCUUCUCCUGUACUUCACUGGGGAACACUUGUUGACAAAAUCUUGUUCAUCAGACAAGCCACACGUCACACAAAGGAUGCGUGGGACAGGAAACUACUCUGAUGAUAUCUGUGUUAAUGGAACGGUCUAUUAUUCAGUGGCUGAGUCUCCAGCAUUUUUAAAGAAAGAAUACGACUCCACCGAGUAUUCUACGUGGGCAGAAAGCACGUGGCCUGCCGAUCUGUCAGUUCGCAUGUUUCUAAUCUCAAGCCCUCAAAGACAGGCUGUAACAUUAGCAUCCGGAAUCAUCAUCACCUUGUUCUCCUUUGCUUUGGUUAUCUUCAUUCACCGAAAAGCUGAGCUGCUAUUUACACCAAUAGACAUUCCAUCCAACCCAGACGCAGACAGCUAAUUAUCAAUGAAUUUACCUUAUCAACACAAUGACAGCUCACAGUUAUUGUAAUGUACUGGACGUAUAGUCAGAAUUCAAGUUCACAUUUAAAAUUUUUUUUUGAGAUAAGAAUUUGUGUGUCUGGGGUGCUUACCAUUUACCCACAAAAACAGGAAAUUCCGGUUUGAAAACAAAUAGUAUGUGUUGUUCCAAUGAAAAAUUGGUCUUGUGAACUUGAGGUAAUCCACUUUUUUCGCUAGCCUAAUCAGUUCUUUUGUAGAGGUGUGUUGUACCAUUUUUCGAAAAUCAAAGUUUCCCGCUCUUUUCUUACCAUUAGCGAAUGAAUUCCCAACCGGAGGGUUUGGUUUAAGAUGGUAAGCAUUCCUGAUUACGAAAAUGUGGCUGUAUUUUUGUUUCAAUUUUAGUCAUAAAAAAUCACUCGUUUCUUGCUUUUUACUUCAUCUUUCAAUUAUUUAUCUCUUGCAAUCCACUUGCAUCAUUUCUAGAAAAUUGUGAUUGCAAUGCCAUAGUUUUUUUUUUUGUUUUUUUGUUUUUUUGAAAAAAAAUUAACAUCCUUUGAAUUUUGAUUUAUUUACAAAGAAAUUUAUUAAUUUCCUACUUUUACAGUAAGGAAACUUGAACUGUGAACACAGUUCUGUGAACAGUUUUGUCACGUGUUCACAGUUCAAGUUCUCUGUUGCCCACAAUAAGCCUCGAUUUCGUGUAGAGUAUUCACGUGUUCCAAUGAAGAUCCGUGGAGUUUCAGUGUU